AUGAUCAACGUGUAUCCUUACUUCGCCAACGCAUCGGAUCCAGCAAAUGUCCGACUGGAUUACGCCCAGUUUACCGCAAGGAGUCCGGUCGUUCAGGACGGGAAUAUGAGCUACUACAAAUUAGAGUGGCUGACCGUCCGCCGGCAAUGGUGGCUACACGAGUCCGGCGCUUGCAUGGACAUAUACAACAAGAACUUCGUGAAUCAUAUCUCAUCCAACACUGGGACACCAAAACGUCCUGGAGGUUUUAUGGAAGGCUUCACUUUCGCCAUGUUUAACGAGAACCUGAAACCUGAUGGUGUGGAGCAGAAUUUUAGAUUGUUCUAUCCUAAUAUGCAUCCUGUUUAUUCUGUGUUGUAA
This is a messenger RNA of Morus notabilis, 360 nucleotides long. Its product is annotated as probable glucan endo-1,3-beta-glucosidase BG4. The record is from RefSeq and is a predicted model, not a curated record. Gene Ontology annotation, molecular function: hydrolase activity, hydrolyzing O-glycosyl compounds. Gene Ontology annotation, biological process: carbohydrate metabolic process. Gene Ontology annotation, cellular component: plasma membrane. Lineage: Eukaryota; Viridiplantae; Streptophyta; Magnoliopsida; Rosales; Moraceae. The transcript has 2 exons. Bases 1 to 360 code for a protein of 119 amino acids.